AUGCAUUCGAAAAUUUAUCGAAUUGGCAGCCAUCAAUUAAAACAAGAAUAUUCGUCUAAUUUGGAUUCGGACGAAAUAUUUUUGAACAGUGGUAUACCAACAGCAUGCCCGAUACACUGUACCCUUAAAUUAUCUACAAAUUUACGAUCUACCGAUGAUACAGGAAUGGUACUUCAUCAAGAAAAUGUUGGCAGUACACCAGCGGGAUAUGUUGAUGUUAGUGGACCUCAAGGGUAUUACUGUGCUCGAUCAGUAGGAGAUUGUGGUGCUUUUGCACCAAUUUAUCGUCAUAAAAACGAAACUCAAUUAAUGAGUAGGUAUGCUUACUCUUUCCGUGCAGAUUCCCUUUUCGAGGGAUACGUAAGAGAACUUAAUCCAAUUUGCUAUGGAUGGAAAGAUGAUAGUAAGACCGUGAACGAGGAUUUUACUCUAACCAAUAGUAUUUUUUCUAAUUCUACCGAUUGUGGGCCAAUUCCGCCUGUACCAAAUGGAAAGUUGAUUUAUAAGCCAGCAAGUUCUACACUAUUUGCAAUGGGUAGUGUAGCAACACUUAGUUGCAACGACGGUUUUAAACCGUCUAUUAAUAGUAAGAUCGUGUGCAUUACUGGUUCAUGGUAUCCCAUGGAAAUGCUUGAUGGCUGUUCUCCUUUACCAGCACAUGAAAAUGGUCAUAUUUUGUAUAGUCAACAUGGUACAAAUACCUUUCCAAGUGGUACUUUGGCUUAUCUCAUUUGCAACGGACAUUACCGUUCCAUAUCUACCAGGCAAGCCCGAUGUGUUCGAGGUCAGUGGUCAACUCGAGAACUUGGAACCUGUCAGCUUAUCACUAAAACCACUUGUCCUACUUUAUCAACAUCUCAAAAUGGCGAGGUGAAGUACGUGAUGGGUAGUAAAGAUAAUAUAACUUUGGGAACUGUAGCUGAACUGGAAUGUUAUCCUGAAUACAUUAUUGAUGGCGUUGAUGCACUGAUAUGUGAGCCAUCUGGUUGGACUCCUGCCCAGAAUCUCGGAACUUGUGUAAAGGGUACAAGGCCAUGUCCUCCUGCGCUUCCGCUUGUUUUAAAUGGUCAAAUAUCUUUUUCAAAUGAGCCAAACACACUUGGCACAUAUGUUUCAGGCACUGUCGCUGUGGUACGCUGUAAUACUGGUUAUACUAUCAAUGGUGCAUUUUUGUCAACAUGUGAAGACUCAAUGUGGCAACCACCAAACUUGGGAACAUGUGUUGCUGUACCAGGUAUUGUACCUGUUCGGAAUGGAAAUCCUUGCCCAUUUAUGCUAAGAACUCCACUUGCUGGAAUGAUUACUUAUAGCAGAGGUGGAACAUUUGGGUCAUUUCCAUCCGGAACCACAGCUACGUUAGAUUGUAUUCAAGGCUUUCCGGAAGGACCAACAUUAGCAGUUUGUGACAACGGUUCAUGGAUUCCUCAUGAAAUGGGCACUUGUUCACCGCUGAUUCUCCAAAAUGCUCUUAGCACUACCAAUAGUGUCAGCGCCAACCUGAACAGUUGCUUAAGUGACUAUCCGUCUCCAAGCAAUGGUAUUGUUGUUUAUUCAAACGGUGCAGUACGUCCACCUUAUCCACCUUUAGUUAGAGCAAAUAUCCGUUGUAGUCCAGGUUACAUCCCUACGGGUACUGCCCUAGCUAUAUGUCAAAAUGGUACAUGGAUCCCUGAAGUACCUACCAAAUGUAUACAGUCUAAGAAAACAACUGGUUCUGGUGCUCAUGGUACUGUUUUGAGUCCGUUUGUUACAUCGUUAGAAGUGACACCUUUAGCAGGUGGUGUUCUCGACUUACCUUGUAGUGCUAGCUUGGUUACUCCGGUAAAUGGAUAUGUUACUUACAGUACAGGUUCAACUUUCGGACCAUUUCCUACAGGAACUGUUGGUAAGUUGACUUGCCAAGCCGGAUUUAUUCCAGCUGGUGUAACUUCAUCGACUUGCUUGAGUGGCAUAUGGUCACCACCAAUGAAUGGACAAUGUAUUCUUCCUUCAUCGAGAAUCCUUGGUGCACCUCUCGGAAGCACCACAGGAAUUCUCGGACUGCCUUGUGCUCCACUCGUACCACCUGUUAACGGUCAAAUAUCGUAUUCAAAUGGAUUGGAGUUGGGACCAUUUCCUUCCGGUACAAUAGCCACAGUAUUUUGUAAUCCAGAUUAUACAACUGUUGGUACAACAACAGCGGCAUGUACUGAUGGCACUUUCAUUCCUCCAGUUCUAACGCAGUGUUUAGCAGCUAGUUUGAUAGGACUUGGAGAAAUGCCUUGUGCACCUCUACCAGAACCUCCAAAUGGUGUAUUAACAUAUUCAGGCGUUGCAGGAGCUAUAUAUAAUUCUGGAUCUACUGCUACAUUAAUCUGUAAUCUUGGAUUUAUUCCUAGCGGGCCAACAGAAACCAUUUGUAAAAAUGGACAAUGGAUACCAACAUUAGGUUACUGUCAACAGAGUAUUUUUGGAUUAAGCACGGGGUUACUAUCUGCUACAACUCAGUGCUUAUUCGAACUACCUGUCGUAGCAAAUGGACGAAUUCAAUAUUCUACCGGAAGUGUAUUAGCACCUUAUGAUAGUGGAACUACAGCAAGUUUGAUUUGUAAUUUUGGAAGUACACCAAUUGGAGCGACGCUUUCAGUUUGCACCAAUGGAGUAUGGAAUCCGCCGGUGCUAGGACAAUGUCCACUUAAUGGUAGAUGA
Thelazia callipaeda (thelaziosis nematode) is the source of this 2688-nucleotide messenger RNA. The record is from the annotation of a GenBank genome assembly. Lineage: Eukaryota; Metazoa; Nematoda; Chromadorea; Rhabditida; Thelaziidae.